This is a messenger RNA of Periconia digitata, 732 nucleotides long. Lineage: Eukaryota; Fungi; Ascomycota; Dothideomycetes; Pleosporales; Periconiaceae. The record is from the annotation of a GenBank genome assembly.
GCGCCCAAACUUUCAGUAGUGAAUGGAUUACAGCCUGCGUUCCAUCAAAGCAGCAUGAUGAAGCCCGAAAACAACGAGGAGAAUGAAGAGAACGAGACGCUUCUGCCGUUGAGUUAUACCUAUAGAGAUAUACCAAAGACCGUCAGCAGCUAUAGUCGGUGGGCGAUUUUGGCAUUGUCGUUCAUCUUAGCAGUCACAGCUGGCUACUGGAUAGGUAGACAGCAGAUUCCAGCACAGGCUCGCAAUGGCCUCUUAGUUCCUCCUGGAUCUACACAUCAGAAGUGGCAUCACAACCUUACCUUUACCCAAAAGCCAGAUGAUGAGGCCGAAGCUGCCUGGGGAUCCAUCAUCCCAGUUGGCCGCGGCUUCAUCACGCAUCCUCAGCUUGCACCAGAUGUUUCCAAUAUUGCAGUAUUCCAUCAGAUUCACUGCCUCCAUGCCAUCUAUAUAGCUUAUUACGACGCUCUAGCGAGCGCCGCAAUGGACUUGGACGAGGUGCCCGAUUUUGACAAUACAACUGGCACACGGACAGCUCCAUUCCACAUACGACAUUGCUUCGAUUAUAUAAGACAGGCACUGAUGUGCCAUGCAGACACCAACUUGGAGGUAUUGGAUCCAGUAAAGCAUACAACAAAUGGCUGGAAUCAGACGAAAACCUGCAGAGACUACUCACAGGUCAAAGAUUUUGCUGAGAAAUAUGCCAAUUCAAGCGAUACUGGGAUUGUAACGUAG